AUGCAGUCAAGCAGUGCAAGGCCUGAUGCAGUCACUUUGAUCAAUUUGCUUAAAUUGUGUUCUGAUCUGGCUAUCUUGGAUCUUGGAAGAUGGGUGCAUUUUUACAUGGAUAGAAACAAAAUAUCUGACCUAUACUUGAACACUGCUCUGAUACACAUGUAUUGUAAAUGCGGAAAUGUAGCAGAUGCAAUUGACGUUUUCAACAAGAUGCCAACAAUGAAUGUCAUGUCAUGGACAGAAAUUAUACCAGGACUUGGAUUGAAUGGCUGCAACCAGCAAGCUCCCAAUUUUUUUGCAGCGAUGCAAAGGGAAUCCAUGGUUAGACCAGAUGAAAUCAUGUUCAUUACAGUCUUGUCCGCUUGUAGUUAUGCAGGCUUGAUUGAGGAAGGGUGUUACUACUUCCAUAUGAUGACAGAAACUUAUGGCAUUGAGCCAACAGUUGAGCACUAUGGUAGCAUGAUUGAUCUUCCGGGACGAGCAGGAUUAUUUAAGAUAGCUGUGGAAGUUGUGAAAUAUAUUCAAGAAACAGGAAGUGUUGUUGGUGCAACUUAUGUGACUUGCUCUAAUAUAUAUGCUGAUGCUAUGUUAUGGGAGGACGUUUGUAGAGUAAGAAAGGGUAUGACAAUUUCUGGGGUGGAGAAGAUACCAUGA
This is a messenger RNA of Nymphaea colorata (pocket water lily), 651 nucleotides long. RefSeq names its product pentatricopeptide repeat-containing protein At3g29230-like. Bases 1 to 651 code for a protein of 216 amino acids. Lineage: Eukaryota; Viridiplantae; Streptophyta; Magnoliopsida; Nymphaeales; Nymphaeaceae. The record is from RefSeq and is a predicted model, not a curated record. Gene Ontology annotation, biological process: RNA modification. Gene Ontology annotation, molecular function: RNA binding; protein binding. The transcript has 2 exons.